Angiostrongylus costaricensis is the source of this 1254-nucleotide messenger RNA. NCBI's taxonomy places the organism in Eukaryota, Metazoa, Nematoda, Chromadorea, Rhabditida, Metastrongylidae. The record is from the annotation of a GenBank genome assembly.
CCCCACUUUCUAUCAAGGGAAGCUCCUAUCCAUGCAGAAUGGAUUUUCAUCCAGUUUGUUGUGUCCGUAGUGGUCAUUGCUAAACCAAUGAGCAUGGCCUUUUCCAGUGUAGUGACAAAGCUUGUUAUUGCCCAUCCGUGUAUGGUGCUUCGAAGACAGUGUCAGGUGCAUCAAAAUGCUCGAUCACUCCAUUUGACUCCGUUUACGUUGGUACCUGUGGUGUGUAACAUGGUGGCGAAUGAGGGUAUUAUGACGUUUUGGAAGGGAUCAGUUGGAUCAUGUGUUCUUUGGGGUCUGUCGAAUGUGACUGAAAUUGUGUUGGCUGAUUUGUUUGGCCUACCAAGGUACAUCGUUCCCAACGGUAGCACAACGAAGUACUGGAAGCAUAUCCUGUUAAAGGCAAUUUCAUUACGUCUUGUUAGGUUUGCUGUAACAAGUUUUGAUAUUGACAUUGACGCCGUUUUUUGUUUCCACAUUCACGGAGACAGUUCGGUUCUUGUGAGAGGUAUCGAUAGAUUAAGGUGGUUUCCAAUUUUUGGUUCGAAGGAUUCGUCGCGCCGAUUUUCCGUGUUACACUUGGCGGUGCCUACUGUUCUCUAUCGUACAUUGCAUUACAUUAUACAGACGAAGCUUUAUUACCAGUUCUUUAAAAUGGCCAGAAAAUACGUGAAUAAAAAGCCAGAAGCGGAAAGGAAGAAAUUUCAUCAGUAUAUUCCACAAAUGUUUGCACAGACAUCUUCGACAAUAACGACGGAUUUAAUUCUAUUUCCUAUUGAGACCGUAAUGCACAGGAUGUACAUACAAGGAACGCGAACUCUUAUUGACAACCUUGAUACGGGUCUUUCUGCCAUUUCUAUCACUGCAAAGUACAGUGGUUUUGUCGAUUGCCUCCGAUCAGUUCUUCAACAUGAAGGAUUUUGGGCGCUGUACAGUGGUGUGGGAGCGUUGGCACUCGAAUAUUUAUUGCAUUCGCUUUUGCAUCAGGCAGUACGUGCAUGUUUUGAUAGAGGCUCAGAGGUAUGUUCAAUUUCUUCAUCGUUCGUAGGAACGUCAUCAGGAACUAUUUCUGGUCCAGUUCCACAAUCAUUGUCACCUGUAAUAAGUCCAAGAAAGCAACAUUCAUCACAUACGCCUCCUAUUCGCGAUGCCACACAAUUUCCUACGUUUGGUGAAUCAGUUUCACAACUAGAUUCAUCUCGACCUAACGCUUUUGGUACAGCGCUUCAUCAUUCUAUUGCAUUUUUCAGAUUAUGA